ACAGUUAUUCCCCAUACAAAUAAAUAUCCUAACAUUAUGACCUUUGACCUGCAAAGAUUUGUUUUUUCACUCACGGCAAAGCCAUACGGUGACUUGACAUGCAGUCGUAAGAGAGCAUCUGUUCUGCUGGGCAAUCACCGCUGCUAACCCUGGCAGGCAACUCCAGGGUUGAUUGCACGCAGUAUAAAUUUGUAAGAACAUGAGAUGCAGAUGCGCCUCGCUACUCAGCACCCCUCAUCAGAAUAGGUUGAGCCUGGCGCAAGCGAAAGGAGACCGACUGCCUGACUUCGUUUCAGGAACAACCUCCCGUCGACUGUAGCCCACCGAGUUAUCGUCACUUAUAUAUUAGUAUAAGAUAUCGUUGGUAGGCUCAAGCAUUUGCCUCACACAGCUUCGGGGUGACAUCAAAACUCUCCGAGAGGUCCCUCCCUCGAGUUUGCCAAUUAUGGACGAACAAGUAUUUCGAGCGGAUUCCCUUUCUGGGAAUACAUAUGAAAUCGACACUGAGGCACAUGUGCAAGGCGAGACCGAAGGGUUGCAGUCUGUAGAGGUGAACGAACCUUGUUGUGCGACCGUGAGAAUGAUGGUGGCCAAGCUCAAGGGGAAGAACCCAAAAAGACAGCACUGGCACAGAGAGAAAUAUAUCGUCGUGGUCAUAGCAGGAGGGGAAGCAAAAGCCGGAGCAUGGACCGAAGUUGAGACCGAUACCUUCCAAGGUCCGUGUCAACGUCUUCAAGCCAAGUCUCCAGUCAUUCAUCAGGCAAUAACCUGUACCAGGAUUACCGCGAGUUGUUCUCCAGUUCAGCGUUCAAUACUGCCCCUUGGAACUCUCCUCCAGUCCCAUUCAGCUUAGACAGCGAGGAUACAGAGACUCAUACACAGCAGCUGCGAACCAACGAGGUCUUGAUGGGAGCGAGGAACAGCCCUGCGAUCGAGAUAUAUGAUCC
Molecule: messenger RNA, 947 nt
Organism: Pyricularia oryzae 70-15
Lineage: Eukaryota; Fungi; Ascomycota; Sordariomycetes; Magnaporthales; Pyriculariaceae
Exons: 3
Coding region: 446-853 (135 amino acids)
Source: RefSeq, a predicted model, not a curated record